Spodoptera littoralis (African cotton leafworm) is the source of this 1661-nucleotide messenger RNA. The record is from the annotation of a GenBank genome assembly. Lineage: Eukaryota; Metazoa; Arthropoda; Insecta; Lepidoptera; Noctuidae.
CACGCCGGCCGGCCGGCCAGUCGGUAAUCCAGUAACACCACGACGAGUCGUACAGACCGAACAACGUAAAAUGUGCUGCGCGCAAUUUGUAACGAACUUCGAAUUUUAAAAAUACGAAUUUGACAGUUAUUGUUUUUGAUUUGACGUGAACGAGAAAAAUUGUAAACAAAUAUUUUUUAAGUAAAACUGAAUGGUUUAUUGUGAAUAUUUAGUGAUGAUUUGUGACUAUAGUGUCGUGGAAAGUGUUUUUAUGUGCAAUGUUGUGAAUUGGCGAUGCUUGUAGGAGAACAAUCUCCGGCACCACGGGUGGUGGCCGGUCUAAGAAAACUUCGUCCUGAAUUGACUCCUGGACCUGUUCCUACGCCUGUAGAUCCUGACUUUAGGAUAUCAGGUGUCCUCCGUCAGUAUUACAACGAUGACACAGAAUCCUGGGCUUGGGUGCGGGCAGCCGUCCGUGGUGGUUGCCUGCUCGCGUGGAGAGACGGCACCUUGCCCAGAAGGGCUGCCGCACGCCUACCCCUGCGCGACCUGCACCUGCGAACCGCACACACCUUGCCCAAUGCCUUCCAGCUAUCCCGACUCAGAGACGACUCUGCCGUCGCCACGUUUCAGACUUGCAAUGCGGCGGAAUACGCGAGAUGGGUGCGCGCCCUCUGUGUCGAGAUCCUCGGUCAGACGCCACUGCCACAGGUUCGAUUUCUGGACGUGCUACCUGCCGCGGACACCGUCGGUCGGGAACCAAAGAAAGAGGCUCCUCAACAGGAGACACCCUCUUGCCCUCCUAAACCACCCCCGCGAGCUCGUAGAAGGUUACUGACCUCUACGGAGACGCAGCUCACGCGCAGAGAUCACUCCCCCGCCGCUACGGAUGAGGGCAUCGUCGUCGAAGACGACGACUACGACUCAUCAUCCGAUCGCAGCUUAGACUUAACCCUCUCCCUCGACGCUUUGAAGACCACAGACGUGGUCGAUGCGCCAGUACGGAAAGCAGAGGUGAUCAAAUGUGACAGCUGUAGCAAACUGAACGCAGGCGCAAUACAACACCACACGUUACCACGUGCAGCGCGAUCCGAAUCAGAGCAAGGUCGCCGCUACUUGAAGAGAUGGGAGGGCACGGCGGGAGGUGCCGAGCGGGGCCGGUUUGCUAUGGAGGCGGCUAGACGAAAAACUUCGUCGCUAGAACAUCGGGCGAGAUCUUGUUCCCCGAAUGUUCACGAAGCUAUUGCACAGUAUGUCCCUGUGAGGGAACGACGUGCUUUAUUUGAAUCAUUGUCACGGACCAGCGGUGGGCUGGCCCGCAGCAGCGAGCAGCUAGCUCGCAUCGAGCGCUCUCCGGAGACGACACCACGACGCGCUGCGUCGUUGCACGACCUGCAGGCUCCGCCGACGCGGUCGGUAUCAGACCUGCGCCAGUUCUUCGAGGCGGUGGCGCGCGGCGCGGGCGCGGCCGGCGCAUGCGGCUCCCAGCGGCACAGCGCGCCACACUGCGCGCCGCGCGCCUUUGCCUCACUUACGUGUGCUUGACACAUACUCUGUUGUACAUAUUGUAGAUAGAUCCGGCGUUGACCGCUAUCUUUCUAAGUCGUUCGUUUUAAGACUGUUAAAAGUAUUGUUAUAGAAGUAUCUAAUAUAAAUAAAAUGAGAUGUAUUGUCUAUUAUAC